UUAGAUCUUUCAAUGUAAAGAGCGAUCAUUGAAAGUCAUGCGUUACUCUUAGGUUUUGGUUUUCCUAAAGAUUUGAAAACGUUCGCCAUUUGCUAUCUUAAGGAUCUAUAUAACUGAAAUGCACAACAACUUUCCUACUUUAAAAAAUGAUAACAUUAUAAGAGCUGCGAAAGGGGAGUCUGUUUCCCGCCUACCUGUAUGGAUAAUGCGUCAAGCUGGUCGUUAUUUACCUGAGUUCCGUGAGCUACGUGAAAAACACGAUUUCUUUGAGAUUUGUCGUACUCCAGAACUUGCCUGUGCCGUAACUCUCCAACCCAUAAAUCGUUUCGAUCUUGAUGCUGCGAUUAUAUUUUCGGAUAUAUUGGUUAUACCUCAAGCUCUUGGUAUGGAAGUGAAGAUGCAACCUGGUGUCGGACCUAAAUUUACUGAACCUUUAAAUUCAGUAAACGACUUAGAUCGGCUAAACGCUCAAGUUGAUGUACGAAAAGAAUUAGACUAUGUUUAUAAAUCAAUAACCCUGACACGCCAUCGACUAGAAGGAAAGGUCCCUUUGAUCGGUUUUGCUGGUGCUCCCUGGACUCUAAUGUCUUAUAUGAUUGAAGGUGGAAGUUCAAAUACUUAUUCCAAACCAAAAAAAUGGUUAUACACCGAACCUCGAUCAAGUCAGAGAUUGCUUAGUCUACUUACUCAGAUAAUUGUAGAGCAUUUGAUUCAACAAUUUCUUUCCGGUGCACAGUUACUUCAAGUUUUCGAAUCUCAUGCUGGCUUUCUUAGCCCACACUUGUUUAAUACAUUUUGUUUACCGUAUUUGAAACAAAUUGCAAAUGAAGUACGAAGCCGUUUGUUGAAUGAAUACAAAAUUCCUAACGAUUCUAUUCCACCACUCAUCGUAUUUGCUAAAGAUGGCCAUUAUGCUCUUACUGAAUUAUCUAAAUCUGGUUAUGAUGUUAUUAGCCUAGACUGGACCAUAUCUCCUAGAUUAGCUCGAAAUACUGUAGGUUAUAAUAUCACAUUACAAGGUAAUUUAGAUCCUUGUGCAUUAUAUUCUAAUGAGAAUGAAAUUUCAAGUUUAGUAAAAGAAAUGAUUAAUAAUUUCGGUGUACAUCGUUAUAUUGUCAAUUUGGGUCAUGGCAUUUAUCCUGAUGUUGAUCCAGAUAAAGUGAAUAAAUUUGUUGAUUUAGUACAUCAAUUAUCAAAUACAAUGUUGAACUAUUAAAUAUCUUUUGGUAUUUUUAUUCCCUUUUUAUUCGUAGUUUAUUUUUCUGUAUUUGUUCUACCUCUAUUUCAAUGAGUUUGCUGUUAUUUUUUAUAGGGCUGUAUAAAUAAGUUAUUUUGUACUUUUAGUUAGUUGUUAAUUUAUUAAUAAAAAUAAAUUAUACUUUCUGGGGCAAGUUAUUGGUAAAGUUUAUAAUUUAUUUAUUUAUCGAUAAUAUAUAGAUGGAGGAUAAGUCAUUUGCACAAUCUUCUAGAAUCUGAUCCAAUGAGAUGAGUGUUUAUAACUGGUUUGGUUUUCAUUUAUUAUGUUAUAUACGUUGUAUUACAUAAAUGUAUGGUAAAAAUUAUCCUCUUUUGAAUGAUUCUGUGUGGUAAACUUUGAGAUUUCAUUGAAAGUUCCACUGACAACGAUGGUAAACGUUAUAUAUAGACUAACAGACAAUUUAUAAUGUGAAAUUUUUUUUACCUUGUCGAAUCAUCAUUGUGGUGCGUGCUACUUAUAUUGAUAUAAGUAGUAUAUGACGCGAGUCAGGAAUGUAAUGUCUGGUAGCAGAAGAUGGGGGAACAUCAAGAAAGCAAGAGUGGGAAUAGAAUGCAAUUUGUAUGGAAAUGCAAGGACAAUGAAGUCUGAGGCAUUUUGAGACAAUUGAUGGACAUUUUGCAAAUUAACGAUUUAAUAUAUGGUUCUCAGAUUUUAUUGAGAUGCUCUGUAAAUUCGUGUCAAAUAAAUUUAAUUUUCCCCA
Schistosoma bovis is the source of this 1958-nucleotide messenger RNA. NCBI's taxonomy places the organism in Eukaryota, Metazoa, Platyhelminthes, Trematoda, Strigeidida, Schistosomatidae. The record is from the annotation of a GenBank genome assembly.